GGCGGGCGGUGGGGUCGGUGGGAGUGGAGGUUUAAAAUCUUCACCUCUAAUCUGAGAAGCCGCCAGCAGCGCGACUUGAAGACCAGCAACCGGCGUUUGCUGUCGCCGUGGAUUUGCCGCACGAUGUCGUGAACUCGCGCUGCUGCGCGCCCGCUCAGAUUUGCCGCGUGUCGCUUCGUUGCGAACGAGCGCGCGGGUCCAUUGCACGGUGACUGCCGACUUCGCUCGCCCAUCCGUUGGAGGGUUCCGAUCCAAGAAGGCAGAGGAGGCGGGCGGGCGGGCUCGCGGGACGCCAAUGGCUCGCGUGUGCGACCUGCAGCUGGUGGGGCUGGCCGUGAGCGUGUGCGGCUGGCUCCUCGCCUGCGUCACCACGGUGCUGCCCCACUGGCAGUCGCUCAACUCGGACAUCGCGCCGCUCGCCGAGAACUUUCUCAUCGGCCUCUGGGGCUCGUGCGUCGACCAAGGGGACAACAUCCAGUGCCGGGACUACGAGUCGCUCAUGGACCUCAUCCCGACGCUGCAGAUGGCGCGCAUCCUCAUGUGCGCCGCCGACGUGCUCGGCCUGGUGGGCACGCUGCUCACGGCGCUCGGCAUGAAGUGCACCACCUUCCUCGGCGGUCGCGGCAACACGACGCACAAGCGCGCCGCCUCGCUGGCCGGCGCGCUGGCCUUCCUCGUCGCCAGCGCCGCCGUGAUGGCUCCCGUGUGCACGGUGGCCAUGGACACGGUGGCGCUCUUCUUCGACGAGAACAUUCCGGACUACGUGCCGCGCUGGGAGUUCGGCGAGGCGCUCUUCGCCGGCUGGAUGGCCUCCUUCCUGCUGUUCGCGGGCGGCCUCGCGCUCGCCGUGGCCGCGUGUCUGGCCAAGCGCCCGGGCCACGGGCCGUCCGCACGCUCCAUGCGUCGCAUCGCACGGCCCCUGCCGCCCGCCGAGUCGCCCGGAGCGGGCGACCUCUUUAAGCAGCAGCAGCAGCUGCAGCAGCUGCGACGCGUCGAGAUGUCCGAAUUGCAGACUGUGCCGCAGCGAGACCUCGCGUCGCCCAAGACCUCCUUCAGUUCGUCGUCGUCGUCGACGAGAAAAGCCAAAGUCAACUUCCUCGACGCGAACGCCCCCAACGGACGCGCCGUCAGCGUCUACGUGUGACGGAGCUCGUCCCGGCUGUGAGCAGAGCUCCACGUGGCGAUCUUUACUUCUUCUGAUGACCACGUCCCAUUAGCCCCCCCCCCUCCCCACACCACCAUCUCCCCCCAUUGCAGGGCCUUCCCGUCAACGAGCUGCGAGACUCGUUGAGGCUUUCCUGCAACAAACAUAAAUAAAUAAUGUCGUUAUCAUUGUUACUUUAUUAUUAUUAAUACGUGCCGUUAAUACGUUUGACUAUAUCCGCAGCGCGAUUGGAGAGCUCUCAAAGCAAGAUGUUGAGUGAGGGGGGCGUGAAUGGGACGGGGCUGUGAGUGAACUCAAAGUGGAUGUGGUCUGAAAAAAAUGUUAGCAGUCACAUAAUCGGGGCUGUCACAAGACACAAGACAUCUGGACCAGGCUGUACAAGCCUCUCGUUCUCUGGUCGUGCGUUGCGUCAACCCGCUGCUGGCUAUGUCACGGCUAUUUGACCACACACCACCACACUCGUCAAGUAGCAGUAGGUGGAUGCGUUGACGGCUGCGUACAGCGCGAAAGAAGUUUAACACGCAGAGCAUAAGAAUGAUGAUUUAUGGAUUCCCCUGCGCUGCCCUCUAUUGCUGACAACGUCGACCGCACAGUUCUUCGGGGCACGGCAACGGUCACCACCCAUCCGAGCGCACUCCAGGCUCAAACCUGCUUAGCUUAGCUCCCGAGUGAUUUGGUCAUCGGGCAGUACGACUGUGUGACGUCACGCCAUGCAUGUGUGACGUGUCAAUCCCGUGCGGGCAUGCCGGGUUAUGUCACGUGCAUGGCGCUUGCAAUGCACUCGCCCUCACAUUAAGUCUCCGCACGCUGCACGCACCUGAUGAUUGAUAAAUAUGACGCCCCUUCGUUGAUUAAUUUGAAUCAGCGGUGUCUACGUCACGUGGUAGAAAGACUAUACCGAUUGAUGGCACGUGGUGCGGAUCGCUCGCUGUUAGUUUCUACCGGGACCAGGAUGGUUAAGCCGGAGCUUGAUGUAAUCCAUACCUGUCUGGGGCUGAGCUCUUGCAAAUAUCACACCACCACCACCGCCGCCGCCGCGCCCCUCCACACUGUUCGAGGUGGGCAGGGUCUGGGAGGGUUUGGAGGUAGGACGGCCACAUACAAUCAUUCGUGAGAUAUCGAGUCCCGACGAUAACGUCUCCUUGGCAAAUCGAGACAUUUCGUGCCACCGUCACAUCACGGUUUGUACGGAUGCUGUUCAUGGUGGACCGUGAGCUUCGUGGAAGAUCGAAGCCAGGGAUUUUCUGUGUUGGGUGUUUGUGAGUUAUUUUGAACUCCUGUCAGCUCUGCAAUAGCAGAAUAUGCAUACUAUUGCAUAAUUCAUAUCCUGCAUAGAGUGCCCGGCCCUCUCUCGAGACUGGCCUUGACCUAAAGAGGGCCCAGGCCUUGGCCUCGCUUCGCCUUGGCAGCUUUUGUCCUCGACCACGUUCCCAGCCUCAUGGCCCCCGACAUCGAGAUUCAAGACUGAGCGAUCCACACCACAGUCUCAGAGAUGGUGCGAUGAAGACAACACAUCACAGGUGUGAUGCGACUUCACGUUUGCAAAUGUGUAGCAAAAGAGAUAUCUGGAAAGCUGGUAUCGGUCAUUGAAGGUUUGCAGCGAAAUAAUUCGUUCAUGAUGAUCUAAUAUAUCACCAUCUACAUAAAUUCUCACCUCCAAAACUAUGAAUAAACGUCCCUUCUUGCGAAGGCAGACACGUGGAUUCAAGCCAAAUGUAUGCUGGAGGGGUGACUUGGGCUAAAAGUAAUGCACUUGGGUAUAAGGUAACCAAAAGCUUUUGGGACAUGUAGAGCUCUUUGAGCAGAAUGAUUUUCUUGAUGGCAUGGACGUUGAUGGAAAAGAAAGGAGCUCCCAUAUCUGUUUAGCUUGACAAGUCAGGCGAUUAGUUACCAUAACCAAUAUUCAUCUUCUUGGUUCUUUCGGUAAAGUCACGUAGAAGGUAAAUAAUAAAAAUAAAACAUAAUAAAAUAAUCCCUGCAGUCACAAAAGCUUUAAAUCGAAAUAUAACCAAUAUUGAUAGAUACUUUAAGUAUAGCUUUCCCAAAUUGGAACGACCGAUGCGGGGGAUCAGUUGAGUGGAGUCGCAAUGAAAGGAAACUGUCUGGGCUUUGUUGAAAUUCUUGUUUGUAACGAGGUGAAUUUAUAUUCAAGGACAUCCUAAUGGGUUAUUUUCUACGAAUGCACACUUAGCGAGGACCUACAGCUGUUCUCAAGAAUACAUUUUUCAGACGAUAAUAUUCUUGUUCCCAAAGAAAAACGAAAAUUGUCACUACGGAUUGUGAAACAAUCUCUCGGACCAGAUCCACCUGCAAUGCACGUGAUUUGAUUUCGCCAGAUCUCAGAACCGAAGCGGGCGUUGAGCUGAACGCCAACCGUGCGCAGGCAGGUCGUCAGCAGUGGAGAGCUCUGGCAGCAACAUCCACAAGGCUACACUCGACUUCUGAGCUCCCACGUCGAUGCUCCCCCCGCCUCCAUCCGCCCGCAUUGACCAGCGUGGUGAAGUAUGGUUAAAGAAAGUAACCCCAUGACCCAGACGGCGCGGGAUAGUUUUCAUUCAGCAGUGGAUUGACACAGGAGCUGCACGCGUGCACAAUGUGACUAUCUGCGCAAUGAACCCGAGAGCUGAGCUCAAAUCCCGGACAAGGCUAACAUCAGCGGCGAGCCGAUACCGGAACCGGUCCUGGGCGCACACGUCACCAAAGCCCGCACGACCCAGUGUGGUGAGGUAUGGUCAAAACAUCUCCCAUGAAUUCUACGCAUUGGGGAGGCCUUCAUCCCAGCAGUGAGGUGACAAAGGGCACGUAACAUUAGUUACCGUAUGAAACAUUCAAAUGUUGGUCGAAUGUUAAUUGAAUCACAACGCACACACAUUCCCGGCCCAGAGGUAAACACUCAUCUUGCAGUCAUGAACUUAAAGAUGCCUCAGUCUAACUAAUUUACCAAGUGAAGUCCACUGAGCUAUACGCUGUAGCUUAUUUUUCAAAAGUGGCCUGGCCACAAAUGAUAUCUCAACGAAGUGGCUUAUCAUGUGGAAUUUUUCAGCAGCCAUAUAUACUCUAAACGCGUGAUGUUGAUUCUAAAUGUGGAGGGGAAACCUCGGAGGAGCCGGAGACAUCCACACGACCACGGGGAGAGAGAGAGACACGAAAACUCCAAAUAUACAGCAGCAGGCGUCAGGGUCGGGAUCGAACCCACGACCUCCUGUGUACCAGGCGAGGUAGUUAACAUCUCCUAGCCACCGUGAUGAUGAGAGAGAGACACAGACCUCCUGUAUACCAGGCGAGGUAGUUAACAUCUCCUAGCCAUCGUGGCGCCCAGCCCUCUGUGCUCGAUAGUUAUUUCCGUUAAUUUACAACAGGGUAGCAGCUCCAACAACCCAGAUAUGUUUAUUGUUUUAAAAUACUGUACUGUACUAUGAGUGGAUUGUGUGUUAUGUUAAACUCUGAUCCAAAACGGUGAUUUUCAAAAUACUUGAAUCAAUAAAAAUAAUGUUUCAAAUGGA
Molecule: messenger RNA, 4668 nt
Organism: Lethenteron reissneri (Far Eastern brook lamprey)
Lineage: Eukaryota; Metazoa; Chordata; Hyperoartia; Petromyzontiformes; Petromyzontidae
Product: putative claudin-24
Cellular component (GO): bicellular tight junction; membrane
Molecular function (GO): structural molecule activity
Source: RefSeq, a predicted model, not a curated record